CCCUCAAUAAAAAAAAUAAAAAUCCUAGACCCCUUUUGCGUCGUCUUAAUAGCUUCCCUUCAAUUUCUUUUGAAUUCCGUCAUCGACGAGAAAUGAAGACAAAAUCGAGGUUACAUAAGCGAACGAAGGAUGGCCAAACUAUUAAAGAUCCCCCCUCACACUCUCUUGCAUAUGAAGAGACCUCUCUUCCACCCACCUCUCAGUCCCGUCGAUAUCUCUCCAGUUUCGCGUGCAAUACAAAACAAAUAACCGAACUUUCGCCCAAUGCGGACGAACAGUUUGUUUCGCCCAAGCGAGCCAGGUCAGACUCCAGCGGAACAGAUUUGGGAGGCGGUGCUCUCUCAGAACGGCGCCAUCCAUCGACAAGAUUCGACGUCUCGUGUCGCACCGAAGAUUCUGUCGACGCCUGCGACGAAAACCGUCUCGGGCAUACUGGAUCUGGUCUCCAAACUGAGAUGGACGACGAGGCGAGACUGCGAAAAGGCAGAGAGUACAUCAGCAGGCUCGUCCAGGAGCUAAAACAGGACCAAGGGCAGUUGAGUGAAGUGGCUAUUUCUGAAAAGAUUUAUCAAGACACUCUGAAGAAAAAGGGGAUCAUACCUUAUCGCAAGGUAGCGAGUCAACUGGAAGGAGUGGACAUGAACGGAUUGAGGGUGCAGAGACUGAGAGGGCACAAGUUGCCGGUGACGGCGGCGGUGAUAACUGAGGACGAAGAAUGGAUUGUGUCCGCGGGUAAAGAUGGGCGCAUUGUCAAAUGGGAUACGAGAACUGGAAAAAAAGUGGCGAUUUUAACAGCUGCCGAAGAAAAGGGACACGUGAAAAAGGUGUUAGUGUUGGCGGUGUCGUCUGACGGCAAGUUAUUGGCGUCGGGAGGUGAGGACAACAAGGUGAGUAUAUGGAACAUGAAGAGUGGAGAGUUGAAGGAUACGCUGAAAGGGCACAAAGAGGCGGUAUCGGGGUUGGGGUUUCGAAGAAAGAGUCGAGAUUUAUACACGGCUAGUUUUGAUAGGACGGUUAAGAUAUGGGAUUGUGAGGAAAUGGCAUACGUGGACACGCUAUUUGGCCAUCGAGGACCAAUUCACGCGUUAGACGUAUUAGACCAGGAGAGGUGUGUGACGUGUUCUCAAGACAGAACGGUUGCGGUGUGGAAGGUGGCAGAACAAAUUAGUUUGGAACUGAUUGGUCCGAAGUACUCGAUAGAAUGCGUUUCGUUGUUGACUGAGGAUCGGUUUGUUUCCGGAACACAAGACGGGGCAAUACAAUUAUGGACGUCGAGCAAGAGAAAAUACGAAUAUCAAGUUGAAAGCGCGCACGGUGCUGGGACAUCUGAGCAUCCGAAUUGGAUUACGGCCGUGGCGUGUAUGAGGUUUACUGAUUUGUUUGCAAGUGGAAGUGCGACAGGAGAGAUUAGGUUUUGGAGGGUUGUAUUUAAAGGAGGCGAGGAGUCGGCUAGGAGGUUUGAGUUGGUCAACUGUAUGCGAGUUCCUGGCGUGAUUAAUUCGCUUCAGUUUUCGAAUUCUGGGUCUAAGUUGGUGGUCGGAGUGGGUCAAGAGCAUCGGUUUGGAAGGUGGUUCAAGGUCCAGGAAGCGAAGAACGAGGUUUUGGUUAUUGAUUUGCCUGUUAUCAGAGGAUAAAAGGAGGCUUUUAGAAGCAGCGGAGGGGGGUUAAAGGGGGGUUUUUGGGCUCGCUCGAAUAUUUUUGACAUGUUUUGUACGCAAAUUUCGCAUUCUUUUAAUGAAAAGGGGGUGGAUGGUCAUAUCCACCCGAUGAGUUCGUGGACUUGUUGUAGGGUUUUGGAGGCGAUUUGGUUUGCUCGAUCUGCGCCGCGAAGGAGGAUGUGUUGGAGGUGAGCCUCUUCGUUGCGAAGUGAGUGUAUUUUUUUGGAGAUGGGGUCGAGUGUGGAGGCGAUGGCGUCGGUGAGGGAGCGUUUGAAUGUGAGUGUGUCAUGGUGGGCGUGACGUUGAGUGAUAGCGUCGAUGGGUUCAUGAGAGAAGGCGGAAUAGAUACGGAGGAGGUUGGCGAGUUCUGGUCGGCGAGAGGGGUCAUAUUCGAUCCCUCCGAGAGAGUCGGUUUUAGCGCGUUGGAUUUUGAGCGAGAUGGUAUCGACAGAAUCGGAGAGGUGGAUGCGGCUGAGGGGGGACGGGUCGGACUUACUCAUUUUUUUCGUGGCGUCUCGGAGGCUCAUGAUUCUUUUGGAGGGAGUGUGAAUGGUUUGAGGAAGCGGAAAGAAAUCGGGUUGGUUGAGGGAUGCACAGAAGGUUCGAUUGAAUUUGGAGGCUAGAGUUCUGACGAG
Molecule: messenger RNA, 2293 nt
Organism: Schistocerca gregaria
Lineage: Eukaryota; Metazoa; Arthropoda; Insecta; Orthoptera; Acrididae
Product: U3 small nucleolar RNA-interacting protein 2-like
Exons: 5
Coding region: 93-1634 (513 amino acids)
Cellular component (GO): small-subunit processome
Molecular function (GO): protein binding; snoRNA binding
Source: RefSeq, a predicted model, not a curated record